This is a messenger RNA of Callorhinus ursinus (northern fur seal), 2606 nucleotides long. It is a transcript of the gene GRK5, whose product is annotated as G protein-coupled receptor kinase 5. Gene Ontology annotation, molecular function: G protein-coupled receptor kinase activity; ATP binding. The record is from RefSeq and is a predicted model, not a curated record. Gene Ontology annotation, cellular component: cytoplasm. Lineage: Eukaryota; Metazoa; Chordata; Mammalia; Carnivora; Otariidae. Gene Ontology annotation, biological process: protein phosphorylation; signal transduction; regulation of signal transduction.
GGAGACUGUUGAGGGAGGGGGGAGGGGGGACACAGAGGGAGGAAGAAGCGGCGGCGGCGGCUCCUCUUUGCAGAGGGGGAAAACUCCGAGGGAUAAGAGCAGGAAUAAUGCGGUAGGCAAGGCGGGCUGCUCGCUCCCGGCUCCCGGCUCCGGCAGCAGCAGCGGCAGCCCGAGCAGCGGCAGCAGCAGCGGCAGCACCUCCAGCAGCUGACAGCCCCGCCGGCAGGCUCCCUCGCUGACCGCCGACUGUCAAUGGAGCUGGAAAACAUCGUGGCCAACACGGUCUUGCUGAAAGCCAGGGAAGGGGGUGGAGGAAAGCGCAAGGGGAAAAGCAAGAAGUGGAAGGAAAUCCUGAAGUUUCCUCACAUUAGCCAGUGUGAAGACCUCCGAAGGACCAUAGACAGAGAUUACUGCAGUUUAUGUGACAAGCAGCCAAUUGGGAGACUGCUUUUCCGGCAGUUCUGCGAAACCAGACCUGGGCUAGAGUGUUACAUUCAGUUCCUGGACUCAGUGGCAGAAUAUGAAGUUACUCCAGAUGAAAAGCUGGGGGAAAAAGGGAAGGAAAUUAUGACCAAGUACCUCACCCCAAAGUCCCCAGUUUUCAUUGCCCAAGUUGGCCAGGACCUGGUCUCCCAGACGGAGGAGAGGCUCCUACAGAGGCCCUGCAAGGAACUCUUUUCUGCCUGUGCACAGUCUGUCCACGACUAUCUGAAGGGAGAGCCCUUCCAUGAGUAUCUGGACAGUAUGUAUUUUGAUCGCUUUCUCCAGUGGAAGUGGUUGGAAAGGCAACCGGUCACCAAAAACACUUUCAGGCAGUACCGAGUACUAGGAAAAGGGGGCUUUGGGGAGGUCUGCGCCUGCCAGGUUCGGGCCACGGGUAAAAUGUAUGCCUGCAAGCGCUUGGAGAAGAAGAGAAUCAAAAAGAGGAAAGGGGAGUCCAUGGCGCUUAACGAGAAGCAGAUCCUGGAGAAGGUCAACAGCCAGUUUGUGGUCAACCUGGCCUAUGCCUACGAGACCAAGGAUGCGCUGUGCUUGGUUCUGACCAUCAUGAAUGGGGGUGACCUGAAGUUCCACAUUUACAACAUGGGUAACCCUGGCUUUGAGGAGGAGCGAGCCUUGUUUUACGCGGCAGAGAUCCUCUGUGGCUUAGAAGACCUCCACCGGGAGAACACCGUGUACAGAGAUUUGAAACCCGAAAAUAUCCUGCUAGAUGAUUAUGGCCACAUUCGGAUCUCGGACCUGGGUCUGGCCGUGAAGAUCCCCGAGGGAGACCUGAUCCGCGGCCGGGUGGGCACCGUCGGCUACAUGGCUCCGGAGGUCCUGAACAACCAGAGAUACGGCCUGAGCCCUGACUACUGGGGUCUGGGCUGCCUCAUCUAUGAGAUGAUCGAGGGCCAGUCACCAUUCCGGGGCCGCAAAGAGAAGGUGAAGCGGGAAGAAGUGGACCGCCGGGUCCUGGAGAUGGAGGAGGUGUACUCCCAAAAGUUCUCCGAGGAGGCCAAGUCCAUUUGCAAAAUGGAAGCCCACCCUGCCUGCGCCACUUGCCCAGCUCACACCACUUCUCCCCCUUGCUUCUCCCGGUGUACACUCGAUGUCAGAGUUGCAAACAGGCAGCGUGUUGGUGGAUGUUCAGCCUGCAUGGUGUUUCAGAAAGAGCUGCUCACCAAAGAUUCAAAGCAGAGACUGGGCUGCCGGGAGGAGGGGGCUGCGGAGGUCAAGAGACACCCCUUCUUCAGGAACAUGAAUUUCAAGCGCUUAGAAGCCGGGAUGUUGGACCCUCCCUUCAUUCCAGACCCCCGCGCCGUGUACUGCAAGGACGUGCUGGACAUCGAGCAGUUCUCCACCGUGAAAGGCGUCAACCUGGACCACACAGACGAUGACUUCUACUCCAAGUUCUCCACGGGCUCCGUGCCCAUCCCGUGGCAGAGCGAGAUGAUAGAAACCGAGUGCUUUAAGGAGCUGAACGUGUUCGGACCUAACGGUACCCUCUCACCGGACCUGAACAGAAGUCACCCUCCAGAACCGCCGAAGAAAGGGCUGCUUCAGAGGAUCUUCAAGCGUCAGCAUCAGAACAAUUCCAAGAGUUCACCCAAUCCCAAGACCAGUUUUAACCACCACAUAAAUUCAAACCAUGUCAGUUCAAACUCCACCGGAAGCAGCUAGUUGGAGCUCUGGCCUUGAAGUCCGCGGUGGGACCAGCCUAGACCCUUGUCCUUAGCAGCAGAACUUGUGGACGGGGGAGCCCUCCAGGAGCCGGGAAGGAGGCCGGCUGCCUCCUUGACACAGAGCCUCCAGGUUUCUCAAAGAGAUUUCCACUCAGGUCUGUCUCCAGAGGUGGCCCUCAAGCCGACGUGGAACAUUGCAAUAGAAAUCCAAUUGGAUACGACAACUUGCACGUAUUUUAAUAGCGUCAUACCUAGAACUGAAUUUUGUCUUUAUUAUUUUUAAAGAAAAGUUUUGUAAAUUUCUCUAUUGUCUCAGUUUACAUUUUGUAUAUUUGUAUUUAAAUGAAAGUCAGAUUUUGAGGGUGUAUAUUUUCUGUGCAGCCACUGUUAAGCCAUGUGUUUUAAGGCAUUUUAGAGUGGGCGGGGUGGGGGGGGAUUUAC